Molecule: messenger RNA, 2637 nt
Organism: Anarrhichthys ocellatus (wolf-eel)
Lineage: Eukaryota; Metazoa; Chordata; Actinopteri; Perciformes; Anarhichadidae
Product: LHFPL tetraspan subfamily member 2a protein-like
Exons: 5
Coding region: 609-1268 (219 amino acids)
Cellular component (GO): membrane
Source: RefSeq, a predicted model, not a curated record
AUCAGAAUAAUAACGUCCUGAAGAAAGGAGACUCGAGUGAAUGAGAGUGUGGAGAGCUGCGCCGCGCGUGGAAGAUAAACCAGCGUUUCAAAACAAAGGACAGCUAUUUCUUCUUCUUCUUCUUCUUCUUCUUCUGCGCCUGCAUACAUCUCUCCACGCCGACUUCCCAUUGAGUUUUGACAACCGCCCGGGUGAGAAGUGCAAACUUGUUUCGUGUCACUGGAUCUGGAUGGAGCAAUGUGAAGGCACAUGCACGCACAGCCGGGCCUCGGCCGACGCUCUCCUCUGGGCAAGUCAUGCGCUUUGAUGCAAUUACACCCCGGACGAGUGAGCGCAGGCUGGCACCGUCUCACACUUUACGGACGCUGCCAUGGCCGAGGGAAGCUGCUUCGGUGUGCUGUAGCUGUUUGGCGUGACCAGAGCUGGACCUUGCCUCGGAAGAGGAAAGAAUCUUGAGAGGAGGGAAAACAUCUGCUCAGAGGGGAUAGGAUCAGAAGAAGGAAUCUGCUGGACCUUUCUGUUUGUAAGGGAAAGGAACUUAAAACUCUCAGAGGGCUUCAAGAUUUUUAAAAUCAUUGGUUGUUGCCAUCUCAGACAGACUUGACGCCAUGUGCCAUGUUAUUGUAACAUGCCGCUCCAUGCUGUGGACGCUGCUCAGCAUCGUGGUGGCCUUUGCCGAGCUCAUCGCCUACAUGAGCCCCGACUGGCUGCUGGGAUUCCCUCGGUCGGACUCCGGGGCGGACGUCGCCCCCGGGGGGUACCGGCCGUCUCUCGGCCUCUACAGCCGCUGCCUUCGCGUCGGGUCCCGGGGAGUGGUGGUGAGCUGCGGGCCCUACGCCGGGUCGUUUGGAGAAGUGGCCAGCGGCUUCUGGCAGGCCGCCAUGUUGUUUCUGGCAGCUGGGACGUUAGUGCUGGGAGGUGUGGCCUGUAUCUCUGUGUUCAGCAUGUGCUUCCAGAGCAUCAUGAAGAAGAGCAUAUUUAACAUCUGCGGACUGCUCCAGGCUAUCGCAGGCCUGUUGCUGAUGGUGGGCCUCAUGCUGUACCCUGCCGGCUGGGGUUCAGAGAAGGUGAUCGGCUACUGCGGGCCCGAGGCCUUGCCCUUCAGGCCCGCUCUGUGCUCCCUCGGCUGGGCGUUCUACACGGCGAUAGGAGGAACACUGGGAUCCUUCCUGUGCGCAGUUUUGUCCGCACAAGCUGAGGUCGCCACCUCCAGCGAUAAGGUCCAAGAGGAGAUCGAAGAGGGAAAGAGUCUGAUCUGCCUGCUCUGAGCCUUUAGAAACCUUCUAAGGAAACUCCCGGAAAUCCUCCUCGGCGUCAUUUCUUCUUGUAAGGACACUUGUAGAUCUCAGUGGAGGAAGGACAGACAUUUCUCUGAGUGAUUUUCUUCACGAUAGCCUGGAUAAAAUCAGUGAUUGUUGAAAAGAUGUAACAAAAAUCGUUCAGCUUCAGGUUGAACAGCAGGCCAAUGGACUUUGCCUGUAGACCAAUGUUUUUGACCGUGAUACUGUUUUAUGUUUGUACUAAUUCUCACCUUAAACAAACCACUGUGCUGGAAUAGCAGCAGAUAAGUCAAGGAAGUUGGUGGUGGAUGCGUCGUUGGCGUUCUUGUGGACAGGUUAAACACUGCCAGACAAACAGUGUGUAGGUUAGUAACGCCAUUAUACUGUUCAUUUCCCACAGCAAACCACUGAAUACUACCAGAUGUGUGCACUAAGACUCCCAACAACAGCUUGCGUGGGAGUGUGUGACAGACAUGAACUUUUGAGAUUUCUAAAUGUCCACUUGCUCUGAUUGUACGGCACAGCGGGACAGUAAGACGAGCUGACUUUACACGCGCCACUUAGCGGAUUGCUCCCUUUUAAAAAGGAGUGUUCUCCUGUUAAAUGGAUCGUUUGCGAGCCUUCUGCAGCUUGUUAACUGGCAGAGUGUGUGACAGAAACUCAACUUUCAUAUUGCUCACAGGGAGAUAAAAGCAGGCUGCACCGGAUCUUAUUGUGGUUUAUCUUAUGACUCACCGUACAGAUCUGGCUUUGUAAAGACGAUCAAGACACAAAGAGUGGGUCAAAACGGGUGUUUUUUCGGUACUUUUGGAGAUCACCGGAUAUUUUCACUUUGCUUCCUAUUUUCCCAACCGCGCUUCAUUAAGUCGCUGUAAAAUGUAGAAUCACGUGACCGCUUUGAUUCAUUGUAGAUGAGAUGUGCAAUAAUUCAACCGGAGUGUGUUUGCUGCGAGAGUGAGCGGACCCAGAGGAUGAGACAUUUCUGGUCCGUCUGUGCUUAAAUUAAGAUGUUGACUGUCUGCUGUUUUUGUUACAUUAACAAAAGAGUUAACAGCAUCCAUGGUACGUUGAAUGAUACUGCAUGUAUGAGAGUUCCAUGUGUGUGAGGAAAGAUACAGUCCGUACUUUGUACUCAAAUAAACCAGGCCUUCUUUAGAAAUUCUGUCUGUGAUUCAUAUGUAAAACCUUUUUAUUCUGACAAGAUCCUUCUUUCAUGUGUCUUUCCUGUUAAAACCAAACCUCCUGAGGAAACACUGACACCUAGUGAUGGAAAGAAGAUAACACAAAACUACUUUCCACUUCCACUGGUGCAGGGGUCGGCAACCUUUACUAUCCAAAGAGCCAUUUUGCUCCAUUU